Prunus avium (sweet cherry) is the source of this 1466-nucleotide messenger RNA. The record is from RefSeq and is a predicted model, not a curated record. NCBI's taxonomy places the organism in Eukaryota, Viridiplantae, Streptophyta, Magnoliopsida, Rosales, Rosaceae.
UUCUCACCCUCUUCUUCAUCGCUCAACAAUAUUUUCCGAAGGCGUUCCAAGCGACGUGGUAGUGAAGUUGAUUUUCGCGCCUUAUGCAAGGGUUUUCCGAGACCGGUUCAGGCAGCUCUGAACCAGAAGACUUGUCUAAAAACUAUAAGAGAACCAAAGGAAGCAGACGCUAUGUUCCUCAGAAGAAUUCUGUAGGAUAUGCAUUGUUGAUUACACUUUACAGGGGAAUUGGAAAUGGGAAUGAAUUUAUGCGUAAACAGGAGCUUAUCGAUGCAGCUGAAGCAAGUGGGCUUUCUCGUGUGCCAAUUAUGCCAGAGAAGGGAAAGGGAAAAGCUGGACGCUUUGGGAGUUCUGCAAGGGAGUGGUAUAGUGGAUGGUCCUGCAUGAAGACAUUGGUAACCAAGGGACUGGUUAUCAAAUCAAGUUGCCCAGCAAAGUACAUGCUUAGUCAAGAAGGUCAGGAAGCUGCACGUGAAUGUCUCAUGAGGUCUGGUAUGGAAAACCCCAUUGAAAAAACUGCUAAUGCCAAAGUGCUUUCUGUUCUGGAUGUGGACAAUAUUUCACAUCAGGAGCUUGCUCAUCCUGACUCAGCCACAGAAAUAAUAUUGUUAUCCACUACUGUGAGUAGGAAGAAGAAAUCAUUUGAUAUUCCACAGCUGUACAUUGAGAAGGUUAGGAGGUUACCAGUUGGAGAUGGAAUCUGGAUAGCUCGUCAUAAACAUCUUGAGAACGAAUAUGUACUUGAUUUUAUUGUUGAGAGGAAGAAAGUUGAUGAUUUACGUUGUUCAAUCAGAGACAACCGUUACAGGGAUCAGAAACUGAGACUUCUGAGGUGUGGACUUAAGAAACUGAUAUAUCUUCUGGAAGGCGAUCCAAAUUGUUCUGAAGCUGCAGAAAGCAUUAAAACAGCCUGUUUCACAACUGAAAUUUUGGAGGGAUUUGAUGUUCAGAGAACCAUUGGCUUGGCUGAUACACUGAAGAAGUAUGUUUAUCUUACUCAAGCAAUAACUCAAUACUACAAAUCAGAGUAUUCUGAGGAACAACAUAGACAUGCCGGGAUUUGCCCCCCUUUUGAUGAAUUUAUCAAAAGGUGUGAAGAACUGGAUAAAAUGACAGUCAGCGAUGUAUUUGCCAUUCAGCUCAUGCAGGUCCCCCAGGUAACUGAGGAAGUUGCCUUAGCUGUUCUGGAUUUGUACCCGACGCUUUUAUCUCUUGCCCGUGCCUACUCUCUACUUGAGGGUGACGUGGCUGCACAAGAGGAGAUGCUUAGAACACAGAGCAACAAUGUUGUCAAUGCAGGUGCUAGUAAAAAUAUUUUUCACUUGGUUUGGGGCAAUUGAUUAUUGCUCAUCUCUCCCCCAUUGUGAAAUACAUUGUUGGAUUAUUGCUCUUGUAAUCUGCAAAUCUUGCACUGUAAAUAAGAUAGCACAGUUAUUGUUAUGAAUGUAGCUUUCUGAUCUGUACAA